CUGACGAAGAGAGUGGUGGACAGCGAACCGUGUCCGUGGAUGGUUGUGGCCGUUGUAGAAGUUAGUGGUUGUAAUUGCACAUGCUCGUAUAUUACCAUCGUUUAAAGUACUGAAGUUAAAGCUAUGGGAAAGGGUAGAAAAGCUAGGAAAAAAGACAGAAGCUUUGCACAGAAGAGGCGAGCUAAAGAGAACAAAUGGGACGAGAAAGCGCCAAGGCAGUCUUAUGAGGAAAUAGUACGAGAAAAUGCAGAGUUUGAAAAUUAUUAUAAGCUGCAACAAAUCUGCCCUGAUGAAGAAUGGGAAAAUUUUAUGGCAACAAUUAAAGAAACUUUACCAACAGCAUUUCGUAUAACUGGAUCAAAAUCAGAAGCAAGAGCUCUGCUGGGAAUUGUGAAAGGGAAAUUCUUCAAGGAUUGUCUCUUAAACCCAUCACAGCCAGAUGAGAAUAGCCAGAAAAUAGACAAGGAAAUAGAACAGAAGAAACCAAUUUGCUUACCAUGGUAUCCAGAUGGACUGGCAUGGCAGUUACAGUUGACUCGAAAGGAUAUCCGUCGUUCUGAAGCUUAUUUUCGUCUGCACAAUUUCCUUAUAUCAGAAACAGACUGUGGAAAUAUCAGUCGACAGGAAGCUGUCAGUAUGAUCCCACCACUUCUGCUAGAUGUUAAACCACAUCAUAAGAUCUUGGACAUGUGUGCAGCACCUGGUUCAAAGACAGCUCAGCUGAUUGAAUUGCUGCAUGCUGAAGAUGGCAGAUUUCCCACUGGUUUUGUGAUAGCAAAUGAUAUAGACAACAAUCGUUGCUAUAUGCUGGUUCAUCAGGCUAAGAGGUUCAAUUCUCCGUGCGUUGUGAUCACGAACCAUGAUGCAGCUGUCAUGCCAAAUUUCACUGUUACUGGUACAGAUGGAACUCUGACAAUGCUGAAAUUUGACCGGGUGCUGUGUGACGUGCCUUGUUCUGGAGAUGGCACGCUGCGAAAGAAUCCUGACAUCUGGUUGAAGUGGAACACUGCAAAUGGAAAUAAUCUACAUGGUAUCCAGUCCCGAAUUUUGCGUCGUGGUGUUGAGAUGCUGUCAGUUGGAGGACGUCUGGUAUACUCUACCUGUUCACUCAACCCACUUGAGAAUGAAGCUGUGAUACAUCGCCUCCUAGUGGAUACACGAGGUGCAGUACAACUAGUAGAUGUUUCAUCCCAACUCCCUGGGCUGAAAUAUCGACAGGGGCUAGUGCAUUGGCUCCCAACAUCCCGUGAUAUGCGAGGGUACACCAGUUACAAUGAUGUUCCUGAGAAAUGGCAGACACAAGUUAGACCACAGAUGUUCCCCCCUUCACCUGAAGAUGCACACAAGUUUAACUUAGAGAGGUGUAUCCGCAUUUUGCCUCAUCAACAAGACACAGGAGGCUUCUUUGUAGCUGUCAUAGAAAAGCUGCGGCCACUUCCAUGGGAGGCAGCCGCCAAAGCAUUGCCUGCAGAAAGUGAGGAACAAGAACAAGGAGGUAAUGAGAAGGAUGCUGCUAACAGUACCAGUGAGGAUAAGGUUCCAUGGGGACCACAGAGGAAGAGACGACGAACCCAUGGUUACAAAGAAGAUCCAUUUGUGUUCUUUACUGAAGAUGAACCUCUCUGGCCAUCCAUCAGGGAUUUCUAUGAUAUUGACUCUCUUUUGAGUCCCACCUGCCUGCUCACACGCUGCAAUGAGGGCAAGAAAAAGAAUAUCUACUUCACAUCUCUUGCAGUUCGUGAUAUUGUCAUCAAUAACCAUCUAACAAUCAAGCUAAUAAAUACUGGUGUGAAAAGCUUUGUUCGCUGCGAUAACAAGUCCAUGGACUGUGCCUUCAGAUUAGCACAAGAGGGUUUACACAGCAUAUUGCCAUACAUUGGACCAAAGCGGAAAAUUUUUGUAACCAAGGCUGACCUAAUCAAGCUUCUGAUAAAUGAUGACCCUAAGUUUCCACCAGAGGCAGACACCUUGGAUCCUUCGACUCAAGAGCAGUUGAAAGACAUAUCACAAGGCAGCUGUGUGUUGGUGUAUCAAGGCGAAGAUAACCCUUCUUCUGGUGGGGACAUAACACGUCUCACCUUGGCGAUGGUGGGUUGGCGAGGUGCUAAAUCCGUGCGAGCCUAUGUGCCUAUCAGUGACUGUGUGCAUUACCUGCGUCUCUGUGGGGCUGAUGUUUCCAAGUAUGAAAAGAAUAAAUUUAUUAAAAACCCAUCAGUUGCUGAGGAGAAGAGUGGUGAAAAAAUUGCUGUUGAUAAUGAAACUGAAGUUAAAGAUGAAGACAGAAAUGAAGAGGAAGAAGUUGGCAUGCUGGGCGAACCUACAUAGCAGUCAUGAUGCAGUUCCUAUUGAUGGUUGUGUAGAUUCUACAUAAAUCAUGCCAGAAUGGGGCCCUGCCUUCAUUUUAUUAUAGUCAUUAACUAUUAACAUUGAAAAAGAAUGUUACAAAUUUUGUUUCUAAGGUUAUAACAUUCACUUCUUUUAUAUUAUAAAAUUGAAACAACCAAGCAGGUAUAUUAGGUAUCUUUGAACAGUAAUUAAAAUUAUAUGACAUGUUUACUGCUCUAUUUAUUUCUGUUACUUCCUUGAGCAGAUGAAAGUUAUUUGUAAGGUUUGGAGCUUUCAUGGUGAAUAAAUGUGUUAAAAUCUUCUUACUUGA
Molecule: messenger RNA, 2656 nt
Organism: Cryptotermes secundus
Lineage: Eukaryota; Metazoa; Arthropoda; Insecta; Blattodea; Kalotermitidae
Gene: Nsun2
Product: tRNA (cytosine(34)-C(5))-methyltransferase
Exons: 15
Coding region: 124-2325 (733 amino acids)
Biological process (GO): tRNA methylation
Cellular component (GO): nucleus; cytoplasm
Molecular function (GO): tRNA (cytidine-N5)-methyltransferase activity; tRNA binding
Source: RefSeq, a predicted model, not a curated record